Helianthus annuus (common sunflower) is the source of this 979-nucleotide messenger RNA. Its product is annotated as bax inhibitor 1. The transcript has 6 exons. Gene Ontology annotation, cellular component: membrane. The coding region runs from base 93 to 845 and encodes 250 amino acids. Gene Ontology annotation, biological process: negative regulation of apoptotic process. The record is from RefSeq and is a predicted model, not a curated record. NCBI's taxonomy places the organism in Eukaryota, Viridiplantae, Streptophyta, Magnoliopsida, Asterales, Asteraceae.
AACAAGGUCUAUAAAAAAACUCCUACAAAUACCUUUCAUUCAUAACUCAUCCAAUUUCAUAACAGAACAAAACAAUAAUAUCUUCUAUCUCAAUGGAUUCAUUCUCAUCGUUCUUCGAUUCACAAUCGCAAUCGGCUUCUCGUAACAGCUGGACUUACGAUUCUCUCAAGAAUUUCCGUCAGAUUUCUCCCGUUGUUCAAUCUCAUCUCAAACAGGUUUAUCUGACACUAUGUUGCGCGCUAGUAGCAUCAGCCGUGGGGGCUUAUCUUCACAUUCUAUGGAACAUUGGAGGUCUUUUGACCACCUUUGCAACCAUAGGAUGCAUGUCUUGGUUACUCGCCACUCCUCCAUAUGAAGAGCAAAAAAGGGUUUCACUAUUGAUGGCAUCAUCCCUCUUCCAAGGAGCCUCUAUUGGUCCGUUAAUCGAGCUGACCAUUGACUUUGACCCAAGCAUUUUAGUGAGCGCGUUCGUGGGGACCGCCAUUGCGUUCGCCUGCUUUUCAGGAGCUGCCAUGUUGGCAAGACGUAGAGAGUAUCUUUAUCUAGGAGGCCUUCUGUCUUCUGGUGUUUCUAUACUCUUCUGGUUGCAUUUUGCUUCAUCCAUCUUUGGUGGUUCUAUGGCUAUGUUCCAGUUUGAGCUGUAUUUUGGGCUUUUGGUGUUUGUUGGGUACAUGGUAUUCGAUACACAGCAGAUCAUCGAAAAGGCUCAUCUUGGAGACUUGGAUUAUGUCAAGCAUGCACUCACACUCUUUACCGACUUCGUUGCUGUCUUUGUUCGUAUCCUCAUUAUCAUGCUGAAGAAUUCGGCUCAAAGGGAAGAGAGGAAGAAGAAGAGGAGGGAUUAGGGUGUUUCGACUUGAGAAGAACUUCAAAUAAUAGUAAUAAUAAUAAUGAUGAUGAUGUAAGCUGACUCUGCUUUAUCUUGUGGUACAUAAGUUUUUCACGCAUGUGUUGUAUUUCAUUUGGUGUCUUUUUGUGA